CUCGGAAACUUAUUGUCGUUUGUGUUCCAGGCCUACCAUAAAUCGAGAAGUUCCUCGGUGCAAAUAGCGCGAAUUAUAGCCGUGACUGUGGUGGUGUGCUCGAUAAUCCUGGGCAGUUUCCUGCUGGCCUCGGCCUACGUGAACGCCAAUUCUUCUUGCAGACAGCUCGAGCAGGAGCUCGAGCUGCUCGGCGAAGCUGCCGACAGGUUCCAGCCUCCUCUGCAACCGGAAGCGCUCAUCCAGGAGGAACCCUUGCCCUCUAAACGCCACUCAGACCACUACCCCACCGAAGAACCCCCAAAGAACACCAAAGAACUAGAAACGAACAGCAUCGACAACAGCGAUGCCGACUCCGACGACACCUCCGAGAACUCCUCCGGAGAAUCCGGGGAGCCGGAGAAACCGCACCUCCGCAUGCCCGUCCAAAUGGACAUGGACGAUUUGGUGGCGUCGUUGCUCGAGAAGAACCAGAAGUCGAAGAUGAACUGCAUCGUGGAGAAGAAGAAGGCGGAGGAGUUCGUUGAUCAUCAGCCGAAGACGAUAAGGUUGCCGUUCGGGGUUAAUAUUACCACCAAUCCGAGGUUCGAGAAGAUCAGCGGUGAGAGGAUGGUGAUCGUUUGCGAGAGCGGGUCGAUGCAAAGAGCCGAACCACCCCGUCAAUCCCGACCGGAACAAGAAGACUCUGAGGAAGACAUCGACGGCCACGACGAGCAACAGGACACCAUCAUGAUCCAGCCGGUGAUGAUCCCGAUUCCGCAAUCGCCGUUCCGCACCCACAUGCCCCAACAGCAGAUGCCCAUGGUGCAGAUGGUGCAUCAACAGAUGGCGCCCGAGGGCCGCCCUAUGAAUCUGCCCGCCCACCUGUUGGCCAUCGAAGGCAUGAGGCCGCCCGCGUCACCGGUGAUGCCACCGCAGGUCCAGCGCAUUUCUAGAAUCCAAAUCCAAGCUCGCCCUCAGUUGAUGGAAGAACCUCAGAUGCAAGUCCAUCAGCUGCCUCCUCAGAUGCCACCUCAGAUGCAACAGUCGGCCGAAUUCCCGCCGAAUCCGAUCUUGCGUCACAUCGUGCAGCAGAUCAUCGCGCAGAAGAUCAUGGAGAGCCAGAGGGCGCGCGAGAUGCAGAUGAGGGAGGAGCAACAGCAACAACAACAGCAGCCGCAGCAGCAGCAACAACAACAACAGCCGCAGGUCGAGCUCGAAGAGGAGCGUCCGCACAGGUUCCAGAUGCCCGACGGUCAGGUGGCACAGAACAUGAUGGGCCAGAGGAUUCCCAUUCCCGAAGAGGUGUUGACGCAAUUGAACAGACUCCCCAACCGUGACGUGAUCGUGGCCGUCCAAGAAACCUCACCUGAAGAAUCCGAAGAAGACGACCAAUCCUCGUCUUCGUCUUCUGAACAACAACAACAACAACAGCAGCAGCAGCAGGAGGUGCGAUUCGUGCAGCAGGAGCAGAGACAAAGCGCUGCCGAGGUAAAUGGCAGACAGACGUUCGCGCCAGUGGACAUCCCUGUGGCGAUGAUGCCGCGCAUGCGCAUGGGUAGGCAACAGAUGCUCGAAGAGGAACAGCAGCAGCACGUGGAGGAGGCCAGACCUCAUUUCGUCCAACCAAGGUCUGUAUGA
Phaedon cochleariae (mustard beetle) is the source of this 1617-nucleotide messenger RNA. The record is from the annotation of a GenBank genome assembly. NCBI's taxonomy places the organism in Eukaryota, Metazoa, Arthropoda, Insecta, Coleoptera, Chrysomelidae.